GAUCUUUUGGUCGGGAAUACUUCUCAUUCCCGUGUACUUCCUGUCUUGGUACGUCCCACCUAAUCUCCCGGAUGUUGUGAAGAUGAUCUAUUAUCUCCUGCUGAGUUCACUCUUCAUGUUUCUACAGACGGCUAACAACGUCUCCUACCGGACCCUGGUGAUGUACAUGUCUGAUGACGAGAACGCCAGGAACAGAGCUACACUCAUAAGAGGCGCCGUUGAGCUGGUUGCUGUAGUAGUGGGUAUCGCCCUGCAUGGUCAGAUCGUGGCCGCUUACGACACGGCGCCUGAGAAAGCCUGUAGACUAGCGAACAGCACCGACAACAGCACAAACCACCGCAUAGACCCAGAGGAACUGGAGGAUGUCGUAAGCAUGCAGUUAUCAAAGAAAAACGGGUACCUGAUCUCUGCCGGGGCCAUGUGUGGCAUGUCCCUGUUGGCAACCCUGAUAGUCACACUAGGAGUGAAGGAGAGAAGAGAUAUGGAAAGAGAAAACGAGCAGAAUUUGAACGGAAACUUCCUGAAGACGCUGAAAGGCGUGGUUACCUUCCGUCCGAACGUCUACUUCCUGAUAUACGAUGUCUGUUUAUAUUCUCCAACUGUGAUCUACUCAGGAGGUGCAGCUAUCUACCUACAAUAUUCACUCGAUCUCCGCAGUCAAGUGCCAAACAUCCUGUUGAUUACUGUGGUAUCUACUGUAGUGGCCCUGCCUGCAGUCGGCGUACUUGUCGACAAAUUCGGAAAGAAGCCGGUCUACAUAGUCAUGGUGGCGUUGACGAUCCCGUUCCUGACUGGGUGCGGCCUUGUACCUCCCGGGAACCUGCCCGUAGUGAUAGUCAUUAUCGUCUUCAUGGGGGCGCUGAUGUCCGCCAACAGCUACAUCCCAUGGACCAUGUUGUCCGACAUCGUGGACGCCUACCAGCUGCAGACCAACCAGCGGCUGGACACGCUGUUCUUCAGCAUGUACCUGCUCAUGUGUCGCCUGGCUUCUGUACUGGGGCAAGCAGCCACAACCGUCGCGCUGGUAAUCGGCGGGUACGUAACCGGUGAAUGUACUCAGCCUGAGUCUGUGGACACGUCACUGAGAAUUCUGAUGUCCGGCCUUCCCGUCGGCCUCUCCCUGAUUGGUCUAGUGUGUCUUAUAAAAUAUCCAAUCACCGAGGAGAUAAGAAAGGAAAACAAGGAGGCCUUAGACGAAAUGACCGCAUCUCUUCAAGAAAUGAAGACGCCCGUUGCAAGUAAAUAAGACAUACAGCUAUGUCUUUACGAAAGGGGACCACCUAACAAGGACUGGACUACUUUUAAACUCUUAACUUCGUAGCAUUCGAUUCACGACACCUUUGAAAUGGUGGUAACGAUCUCAUAUUGGACAAUGCCAAAGGGCUCAAUGGACGAUUUUUGACGACUGUGGAGAAAAGUAAAUGUUAAAGUGCCCCUGAAAUGAUAUGUGCAAGUAAUGCUAGUUCACCUUUAUCCACGGGUAACCUUUAUUCGUUGUUUUUAAAAACAUGGUAUUUAGGGACAUCAAGUCGACGGGCAGUGGUUGCAAACUUCAAAAUGCAGUUUGAAACCAUUGCCCAAUUUUGAACAACGGAUUAAGGUUCCCCACGGAUAAAGAUGAACUAGCGUUACGAGUACAACAAACAACUUCUCAGCAUUAAUUUACAAUGUUGUCGAAAGGAAACUAACAAGAUUCUGAAAAAUUGACCGUGUGUGUAAUUAAACGGAGAAGUCCACUACUAAUAUAUGUUAUUUAAAAGGUUGUAACUACUGGAUUAUCCACCAAUGUACAUACCGAUUGACGCAAAUCAAUCUGUUAAUUGUAUUUUAUAGUAUUUAAUCAUAUUUAACAUUAAUCAAUCUGUAUGUGAAUGGAAACUUCCAACAAAUAAAAGAAAUUCGAAAAUGUCA
This is a messenger RNA of Branchiostoma floridae (Florida lancelet), 1911 nucleotides long. RefSeq names its product sodium-dependent lysophosphatidylcholine symporter 1-B-like. The record is from RefSeq and is a predicted model, not a curated record. Gene Ontology annotation, cellular component: membrane. Gene Ontology annotation, biological process: carbohydrate transport. NCBI's taxonomy places the organism in Eukaryota, Metazoa, Chordata, Leptocardii, Amphioxiformes, Branchiostomatidae. Gene Ontology annotation, molecular function: symporter activity.